AUGAGUUAUAUUGGAGCACAUGGUAUAGUUGCACUGCACAGAUACAAGUACAAUGGAGUAGAUCAUUCAUAUCUCGCCAAAUAUGUCUUACAACCCUUCUGGAGUCGCUUCGUUAAAAUCUUUCCCCUUUGGAUGUCUCCGAACAUGAUAACUCUAAUAGGAUUCAUGUUCUUACUCACGUCUGUGAUGCUUGGCGUUAUUUAUUCUCCUCAGUUGGAUUCACCUCCUCCAAGAUGGGUUCAUUUUGCUCAUGGAUUACUACUGUUCUUAUAUCAGACCUUUGAUGCUGUGGACGGGAAGCAAGCAAGACGAACAAAUUCUUCAAGUCCAUUGGGGGAACUUUUUGACCUUGGAUGUGACGCACUUGCUUGUGCCCUUGAGUCAUUGGCUUUUGGAAGCACUGCCAUGUGUGGAAGAGAUACUUUCUGGUUCUGGGUGAUUUCAGCUGUUCCAUUUUAUGGUGCAACAUGGGAACAUUACUUCACAAAUACCCUUAUUCUUCCGGUUGUUAAUGGACCUACCGAGGGUCUUGUGCUGAUAGUCGUAUGUCAUUUCUUCACAGCUAUUGUGGGUGCUGAAUGGUGGGCUCAACAGUUUGGCAAGUCUAUGCCCUUUUUAAACUGGGUUCCAUUUAUUAGUGAAAUCCCAACAUCCAGACUUGUGUUGUUCUUCAUGGUAGCCUUUGCUGUUAUACCAACAAUUUCAUUCAAUGUGCACAAUGUUUCCAAGGUCGUUCAAGCAAGGAAAGGAAGCAUGCUACUGGCCCUGGCAAUGCUUUAUCCUUUUGCUGUACUUCUAGGCGGAGUCCUUGCUUGGGAUUAUUUGUCUCCUUCUGAUAUUAUAAGGAGCUAUCCACAUUUAGUUGUACUUGGAACUGGACUUGCUUUUGGAUUCCUCGUGGGGAGAAUGAUACUGGCUCACCUGUGUGAUGAACCAAAAGGUUUGAAAACCGGAAUGUGCAUGUCACUAUUGUAUAUCCCUUUUGCCAUUGCAAAUGCGCUCACAGCCCGAUUGAAUGAUGGAGUUCCUUUAGUUGAUGAAAGCUUGGUUCUUCUUGGUUACUUCCUAUUCACACUUGUGCUCUAUUUGCACUUUGCCACAUCAGUAAUUCAUGAAAUCACCACAGCCUUAGGAAUUUGUUGCUUCAGGAUAACAAGGAAAGAAGCUUAAAAUCCGUUGAUGUAUUCUUCAUGGUAUUAGUCCUAUCUUCACCCAAUGAUUCUUAAUGUGUACAACUGUGAUCAUUUAUUUUUGCAUCUUUUUUAGAUUUUGAUAUUCUCUCCUCUUCAUUGUUUUUU
Molecule: messenger RNA, 1298 nt
Organism: Humulus lupulus (European hop)
Lineage: Eukaryota; Viridiplantae; Streptophyta; Magnoliopsida; Rosales; Cannabaceae
Product: choline/ethanolaminephosphotransferase 1-like
Exons: 18
Coding region: 1-1170 (389 amino acids)
Biological process (GO): phospholipid biosynthetic process
Cellular component (GO): membrane
Molecular function (GO): phosphotransferase activity, for other substituted phosphate groups
Source: RefSeq, a predicted model, not a curated record